Molecule: messenger RNA, 1509 nt
Organism: Myripristis murdjan (pinecone soldierfish)
Lineage: Eukaryota; Metazoa; Chordata; Actinopteri; Holocentriformes; Holocentridae
Gene: notum2
Product: notum pectinacetylesterase 2
Exons: 11
Coding region: 1-1509 (502 amino acids)
Biological process (GO): protein depalmitoleylation; negative regulation of canonical Wnt signaling pathway
Molecular function (GO): palmitoleyl hydrolase activity
Source: RefSeq, a predicted model, not a curated record
AUGAGGAUACUGGGACAGGUUGCUUUCUUGCUUUUGCUUGGAUGCAUCUGCUGUCAGAACAACCGCAAUGCCAAGUCUGGCGGCAAAUCCUCCAAGAAGACUGGGAACCAAAACCAAAGCGGUGAUGUUGCCCAGUCUCCACCUGAGGAUGACACCCAUCCCGCACCUGGACGAGCAGCAGCCGAGUCAGGGCGGGAGGCUGCUGCAGCGGGGCGAGCAGCCGCACAACAGACAGAUGAGAUGAGGCUGCACCACCUCAGGAACACCCAGGUUACCUGCAAUGACGGAACGGCGGCUGGGUUUUACUUAAAGGAAUUCAGAGGAAGCCGCCGAUGGCUGUUAUUUCUAGAAGGUGGCUGGUGCUGCUACAACAAGGAGACCUGUGAUUCCAGGUACCAAAAUAUCCCUCGACUAAUGAGCUCAUCGGGGUGGCCCCAAACAAAAAGAGGAAGCGGAAUAUUGUCUUCACAAGCAGAGGAAAACCCUCACUGGCAUAACGCAAAUAUUGUAUUCAUCCCGUACUGCUCCAGUGAUGUGUGGAGUGGGACUGGGCCCGCCCCGACGCCUCCAAGGCCACGCCAGGGCAGAGAGAAGGAAAAAGACAGGAAUGCAACUGACUACACCUUCAUGGGCUCCCUGAUCAUCCGCGAGGUCAUCAACGACCUUGUCCCCAAGGGAAUCAAGCAGGCCAAAGUUGUCAUGCUGACUGGCACAAGUGCUGGGGGGACAGGUGUUCUGCUCAACAUUGAGAAGGUGGCCAGUCAGCUGGAGCUGCUCGGUGCAGAGACUCAGGUCCGAGGACUGGUGGAUUCAGGGUGGUUUCUAGAAAGUAAACAGCAGAGGUCACCUGACUGCCCAGAGACUGUUUCCUGCUCACCGGAGGAUGCUAUCAAGAAGGGACUCAGGCUGUGGAAUGGUGCUGUGCCCGACAAGUGUCGUCAGCUCUAUAAGAGAGGGGAGGAGUGGCAGUGCUUCUUUGGCCACAAACUGUACGCCACCUUGACCUCCCCUGUGUUUGUUGUGCAGUGGCUAUUUGACGAAGAGCAGCUGAGAGUGGAGAACAUCUACUUGGGAGGGCAGAGCCUGUCAGAGCAGCAGUGGCUCUACAUGCAGAACCUGGGCAAGGAGUUCAAGAACUCCCUCAGAGAUGUCACGGCUGUGUUUGCUCCCUCCUGCCUCUCCCACACAUUGAUCACUAAAAGUAACUGGAUGAAUUUUCAAGUAAAAGGCACCACCCUGCCGCGGGCCCUGCAGUGCUGGGACAGGAGCCUCCAGGACGCCAACCGCAACAACAGGACCACCGCGAAGGGCUGCCCCUUCCACCUGGUGGACACCUGCCAGUGGCCACAGUGCAACCCCACCUGCCCGGCCUUGGUGGACCAGGCCACCCAGCAGGAGCUCACCCUGCUCCAGAUGCUGGUAGCCAUGGGCUUGGACCUCCAGAGGCUGGGUCUCAGUCCCCAGGGCAAUGCAGGCUCCCUGGCCAGCAUGGUCAGCAACGGUGGCUAA